Adineta steineri is the source of this 405-nucleotide messenger RNA. NCBI's taxonomy places the organism in Eukaryota, Metazoa, Rotifera, Eurotatoria, Adinetida, Adinetidae. The record is from the annotation of a GenBank genome assembly.
AUGCUUCGUUUUUUUCUACAUAUGAGUAAUUGGCUUAAUACUUGUGUAGGUAUUGAUAGAGCAAUGGCAGUUUUUCAAGGAACUAAUUUUAAUAAGAAAAGAAGUCGAUGUAUUGCACGAUGGAUUAUUUUUCUUUUACAAUUUCUUAUUUUAAGUUCAAUGAUUUAUGAAUUUAUUAAUCGUGAUUUGUUUGAUGAUUAUGAAGAAGGACGUGUAUGGUGUGUAGUUCGUUAUUCUAAAUCAAUUGAACUAUAUACGAAUAUUGUUCAAUAUUUUCAUUUUAUUGCUCCGUUUUUAGCGAAUUUAAUUUCAGCUAUUUUUAUUAUUAUAUAUAUAACUCGUCUAAAAACGACUGUUCAAUCUCAGUUUAGUUCUCAACAACAAUUACUCAAUCAAAUCAACUAG